Molecule: messenger RNA, 1273 nt
Organism: Neurospora tetraspora
Lineage: Eukaryota; Fungi; Ascomycota; Sordariomycetes; Sordariales; Sordariaceae
Exons: 3
Coding region: 109-1074 (321 amino acids)
Source: RefSeq, a predicted model, not a curated record
GGCGCAAUUCUCGUGUCUCCUUUACUUCAGCCUUCCCUGAAGAGUGUGUCCUUUUGCUGGAAUUUUGGUUCUUUUCUCAACACCCUCAAAGCUCUGUAAGAGAUCCGAAUGAGGUCGUGGCCUCGUUCCGGCUACACCGUCAUGGCGUCGCAGCGAUACGACGACGGGCUCGAACCGGCCCCUCAAAACUUUCCCGAAGUUGCUCCCCCACAUACUCAUGAUUAUUAUGCCCAGCAACACCAUCAGUAUCCGGAGGCUUAUCACGACUCACCGCCAAUACCGAAACCUGCACCAUCGCCAUACUCGCCUCCUCCGCCCUCGUCAGGUUAUGGCGGCGCAACCACGAUAGCGGGCUCGACGGUUGGAUCGCACGCACAUGUGGGAGAUGCUCACACAACACCAACAAGUGACGGGAAAGGGAGAAUGAUAUGCGGUUGCAGUCUGUUGACCUUUGUUCUGUCGUGUAUCAUUGCGCUGUUAUCCGCUGCGGUGAUCGGAUUGGCGGCCGGAACGGGGAUCGAAGCGAGUAGGGCGAACGAUGCUGUCACUAAGUUGGCAGCCUAUACCUCGGCGAACCCGGUGAUGUCAGCGACCUCAUCGACGACCGCGACCGCGACCGCGACAUCGACGGGUGGUAUCGGCAGUGCCACUUCAUUAUCAGGGGUCGAAAUCGAUAGCGGCUGUGGCAGUCGGAAAGACAAGGUGAAUGGGACGAUUUACACGUCGCUUAAACCACUGGGCCAGCUCAGGUACAGGAUCUACUGCUCCAGUGACUAUAAGCGGGACACGACCAAGAAGAGCGACUUGGCUGCCAUCUUCACGGCCGACUUUGAGGGAUGUAUGGAUGCCUGCGCGUCGUGGACCAAGUACGUGGUCCCGAAAACUGACAGCAAAGACCCGAACUGGAACUGCGAGGCCGUUUCAUUCAUUCCGGCUUGGACGAACAGAUCGACUGCCGAGGCGGGCGGCGCCUCUGGAAAUUGUUACCUGAAAGCUGGUCCAGUAUCGAUAGACAAGCUUCGGAACAACACCAUCAAUGUUGACGUUCAUGCUGCCCUUUGGCAGAACGGUUGAUGGGAAGACACGCGUUUGGGGGAGGAAGCGAAUAGGCAACCUGUCGAAAUUCGGGCGAUGGAUUGUGUGCAACUGUGGUUAUGUUGGAUGGCUUCUUUGGUGUGGUAAAGGAGCGUGGCGUUCAAGCCAGUACUGGUAUGGAAUAAAAUCGGAUUAUCGCCAUGGCGUUUUCUCAAGUUGCGGGCAAAAUGUGACUGGU